CAUCAGUCACAGUGGUGGUGUUCUGCUGUGUGACAUCAUCAGUGACAGUGCUGGUGUUCUGUGUCCAGGCUGCUGAUCUACGGCCUGUACUGCAGCCACAUGGAGAACGCCCAGAAGACCCUGGACGAGCUCAUCGCCACGCGAGAGGACGUCAAGAUGAAGGUGGAGGAGUGUACCAUGAAGGUGCAGGAGGGGAAGUUCAAGCUGCAGGAUCUACUGGUGGUUCCCAUGCAGAGGGUCCUCAAGUACCAUCUCUUACUGAAGGAGCUGUUGAGUCAUUCGGCGGAUCGUCCAGAACGGCAACAGCUAAAGGAGGCUUUGGAGGCCAUGCAGGACCUGGCCAUGUACAUCAACGAGGUGAAGCGGGACAACGAGACCCUGAAGAAGAUCAGCGAGUUCCAGAGCUCCAUCGAGAACCUUCAGCAGGUGAGGUUGGAAGAGUAUGGCAGACCAAAGAUAGAUGGAGAGCUGAAGGUUUCCUCCAUCAUCAACAGAACUAAACAGGACCGGUACAUCUUCCUGUUUGACAAAGUGGUCAUCGUGUGCAAGCGUAAAGGCUACAGCUACGAGCUCAAGGAGAUCAUCGAGCUGGAGCCGUACAAGAUGUCCGACGACCCCAUGAGCAACCGAGACCUGAAGAAGUCAAGUGGAAAAAUGUGGUCCUAUGGGUUCUACCUGAUACACCUUCAGGGGAAACAGGGCUUCCAGUUCUUCUGCAAGACCGAGGACACCAAGAGGAAGUGGAUGGAACAGUUUGAGAUGGCCAUGUCCAACAUGAAGCCGGAGAGGGCCACGGCCAAUCAGCACAACUUCCAGAUGCACACGUUUGAGAAGAACACCAACUGUCGAGCCUGCAAGAUGCUGCUGAGGGGGAUCUUUUACCAAGGUUACUACUGCUCUCGGUGUGGCACAGGGGCACACAAGGAAUGUCUGGAAGUCAUCACCAUCUGUAAAAUCAAUCCCCUGGAUUUGGAACCGGAGCUAUCUACAGGUCCUAAGAUGGUGGCGGUGCGUAACUAUCACGGGACGCCCGCCCCCCCGGGGAAACCCCCCCUCUCCCUCCAGACGGGGGACUUCAUCGAGCUGCUGAAGGGCGACCCUGACACUUCCUGGUGGGAGGGUAAGAUCAUGCAGACCCAGAAGAGUGGCUUCUUCCCCAGCUCCUGUGUGAAGCCGUUCCUGGACCCCAAGCCCAUCCAGUCCCUCCCCAGCCGCCAGUUGUCAAGGGAAACGGAGUACUACGGCUACCCCUGGUUUGCCGGGAACAUGGAGCGACAGCAGGCGGACAACCUGCUCAAGUCCCACAGCAGCGGCACCUACCUGAUCAGGGAGAGGACGGCGGAGGCAGAGAGAUUCGCCAUCAGCAUCAAGUUCAACGAGGAGGUCAAGCACAUCAAGGUGAUCGAGAAGGACAGCUGGAUACACAUCACAGAGGCCAAGAAGUUCGAGAGCCUGCUGGAGUUAGUAGAGUACUACCAGGCCCACUCCCUGAAGGAGAGCUUCAAGCUGCUGGACACCACGCUCCGCCACCCCUACAAGGCCAGGGAGCGUUCCCUCACCAGGGCCAGCUCUCGCUCGCCAGUGUUUACCCCCAGAGUGGUGAGCACGGCCGUGGCUCGCUACAGCUUUGCGGCGCGGGACAUGAGGGAGCUGUCUCUCAGAGAAGGAGACGUCGUAAAGAUCUACAGCAAGAUCGGAGGAGACCAGGGCUGGUGGAAAGGAGAGGCCAACGGAAGGAUCGGGUGGUUUCCUUCCACCUACGUUGACGAGGAAGGAGUCCAGUGAGGAAAUGAUGUCACCGGCAGGCCGUCCAAUCA
This is a messenger RNA of Hypomesus transpacificus, 1817 nucleotides long. RefSeq names its product vav 2 guanine nucleotide exchange factor (gene vav2). Lineage: Eukaryota; Metazoa; Chordata; Actinopteri; Osmeriformes; Osmeridae. The record is from RefSeq and is a predicted model, not a curated record. Bases 100 to 1785 code for a protein of 561 amino acids. Gene Ontology annotation, cellular component: cytoplasm. Gene Ontology annotation, molecular function: guanyl-nucleotide exchange factor activity; protein binding. The transcript has 20 exons. Gene Ontology annotation, biological process: regulation of GTPase activity; intracellular signal transduction; cell migration.